This is a messenger RNA of Echinostoma caproni, 555 nucleotides long. The record is from the annotation of a GenBank genome assembly. Lineage: Eukaryota; Metazoa; Platyhelminthes; Trematoda; Plagiorchiida; Echinostomatidae.
AUGUCGCCUGUACUGGGGUACUGGAAGCUGAGAGGUCUCGCUCAGCCCAUUCGCCUGCUGCUGGAGUUCGUGGGUGACAAGUAUGAGGAGCGCCUGUACGACCGACAGGACAGAGAGAAAUGGCAAAGUGAUAAGUACAAUCUGGGCCUUGAUCUACCAAAUUUGCCGUAUUAUAUUGAUGGAAAUGUCAAGCUUUCCCAAUCUUUAGCCAUAUUGCGCUACAUUGCAGAUAAGCAUGGCAUGAUUGGAUCAACACCAGAAGAGCGAGCUCGUGUUUCAAUGGUUGAAGGGGCUGCUUGUGAUCUCCGUCAAGGCCUCUCAAGAAUCGCUUACAAUCCGCAGUUUGAACAACUGAAACAUGAUUACCUGGAAAAUUUGCCAGCCACCCUGACCAUGUGGUCGAAAUUCCUUGGAGACAAACAUUAUCUUUUGGGUAACUCGGUAAGUAUUGAAUUACGAUGCAGGUGGGAACUGCCAUUCCUCCUCCUCAUUGUUGCCAUACACUUAUACAAUUUGGGCUUUUGCAGUGGGUUAAGCUUCGUGAACUGUAGCUGA